UUGAAGGUCAGGUGCGUUGAAAGCAUUGAAUAUUACAUUAAACGCCGUUUGAGUUAAUCAUUACUUUAAUAGUAUUAUAAUUAUAUAAACAAUUAAAAUAUAAAUCAAUGAAAUGUAUUGUCAUUUACAGUGAUUGUCAUCAAUGAGGACAUAGACAGUGAAGUCAAACACAAAAUAGAUGAGUAAGAAAACUGAUAAAUUGAUCGAUAGGUCGCACACUUGAAGUGUUAGAAAACAUUGCAAUCAUAUGUUUUGAAGUACUGACUGAUAAUUAUAACGACUAUUAAAUGAUGACAGAAGUGGAUCCAAACUCCAUCUUAAGUGUAGACAUCGUCUCAUUUGAUAAAAUAGCUCACAAACUAAUUAAAGAAGGAUUUUUGUUAACAGCACUUGAAUUUCAUGCGGAACUCCUCGAAAAUGGCAAAGAGUUGCCACGACUUCGCGAUUUUUUCUCAAAUCCGACAAAUUUUGAAAAACAAUCGGACGAAGAAUUGACAUUUGAUGUAUUGCACUGUCCAUUACCACGAACUUCAUCUGAGCAAACAUUUGAUUCGUUGGACUUCACUCGCAAUUCAGAUGAUGGCGAGCGACAAAUGGAUGAAAGAAUAGCUGUUCUCGAGUUUGAGUUACGGAAGGCUCGCGAAACAAUUAAGUCAUUGCGAGCCAGUCUUACAGUUUCUUCGUCCGCAAAGCAAUCAGACUCAUCACAAUCGGUGACUCAUUCAUCUCCAGAGACAACUAAAUCUGUUACGCCUUUUAUGUUUAAUUCAUGUCCUGUCACUUAUAUGAUAGACUCGACUGACUCGAGUGCCGGCAAACCAUAUGAGAUCAGAGUUUUAAAUUAUUUGGUUAAUGAAUAUCUAAUGAAACAUAAUUACAAAUUAACUUCAAUUACUUUUUGUGAUGAAAAUGAAGAGCAAGACUUUGAAAGUUGGGAUGACGUCGGUCUCAAUGUAACCAAACCUCCCGAUAUUUUACAGUUAUUUCGCAAUUAUUGGUCCCAAAGUUCAAUAAACUCAUCCGAAUUGACUACAAAUGAAUAG
This is a messenger RNA of Oppia nitens, 1043 nucleotides long. RefSeq names its product RAB11-binding protein RELCH homolog. Gene Ontology annotation, cellular component: recycling endosome; trans-Golgi network. The transcript is spliced from 2 exons. Gene Ontology annotation, biological process: intracellular cholesterol transport. Gene Ontology annotation, molecular function: protein binding. Lineage: Eukaryota; Metazoa; Arthropoda; Arachnida; Sarcoptiformes; Oppiidae. The coding region runs from base 288 to 1043 and encodes 251 amino acids. The record is from RefSeq and is a predicted model, not a curated record.